Molecule: messenger RNA, 2628 nt
Organism: Schistosoma turkestanicum
Lineage: Eukaryota; Metazoa; Platyhelminthes; Trematoda; Strigeidida; Schistosomatidae
Source: the annotation of a GenBank genome assembly
AUGAACUGUCGUAAUAACAAUAAUUUAUCAUUGUAUCGAUUAUCAUCAACGACUUCCUCUUCGAUAAUUUGUGAAUCAUUCAAUCCCGAGAUUCCAUACUCCUCCGAAUUGACAUCGAUCGAUUCAACGACGACUACUACUACUACUCCUAUUGCUAGUGCUGCCAGUACACUCACAUCAGCCACCAGUAGUAGUAUUAUCGAUCCGAUCAAUACUGAUACAAUUUUAAAUGAUGUAGACAAUGGUAGAAUUCAUGAAAACAACAAUUUACCGCCACUACUACUACCUGUACGAUGUAAAUCAUUAGAAAUAAAAUCCACAGAAAAAUCUCUAUUGAAUUCAACUUCAAAGAAACGUCAUCGAAGUACUGUGGACAAUCAAUGGAGUCGUUUGAAUCCAAUGAAUACUAUGUCAAAUUUAAAAUAUCCUCCUCAUCAUCAUCAUCAUGUGAAAAAUAAUUUAUGUUUGACGCCCAAUGGAGAAUGUAAUCUGGAUGUAAAGAAACGAAGAACUGGGGAAAAUAAUAUUCUUCAAACUGGUUCAAUAAUUCCUGAACAAUCUGUUUAUAAUUAUACAACGGAUACAAAAAAUGAAUAUGAAGAAUUCAUUCCUGAUUAUUCACUAGUGAAAUCUUUUCAUCAACCAAUCAACAUGCCUAGAGCAUCACAAUCACAUCAAUCGAAUUCAUGCGAACAAAUUGAAAAUAGUGAUAAACCAUUGACCAAUGAAUUAUUUACAAAUCAUGUAUCAUUAAAACAAGCGUAUAAAAAAGGAGGAGCUACAUUUGAGAAUAUAUCAACGACAGUUACUAAUAAUAGUAACAAUAAUCAUAAUAAUACUAAUAAUAACGCGUUCAAUGGUACAAUGAAUAUGAAUUGUCAUGAAUAUGAAAUAGACAAUGAAUUAUCAUCUGAUUCAGAGCUUACAACUGCUGCGUAUAAUAAUUUUGUACGUCGUGUAGUUGAUGAUACGUUAGAUCGUACAGUGACAUUCUGUGAACAACCACGACAUGCUAUUACAGCUUUAGAAAAUAUUUGUACAAGAGCAUGGCCCCAGUUAGAAGUGAAACGUCAUCGUAAUCGAAUACGCGCUUAUCUUAAAGCAUGUAGACGUAAUUCAAAAAAGAAUAAAGGUCAAAUAAAUAUGAAAGAACCACCUGCAAAUGGAUUGUCCAUUGAAGCCAGACAACUUGUAUCGAAAGCAUUAAAUUUAGUGGCCAAUGAUUUAGACUACUUAAGACAAACAAUGCAAGCAGAAAAAAUUAAGAAUGACUUAUUAUUUUCUUCAAAAUUAGACAAUUCCAAUGAAAAGUCAUCAUACACUACCACUAUUCUCAAUCAUAAACAAUCUCCAUCGAAUUAUCAUUAUUAUUCAUCAAAAAAAGAUUUAUCAACUAUCAACAGUAAAUCGAAUUUCGAUUUGCCGCCAGAUUAUUCUCAUCAAAAACAUGAUCAAUAUGAAUUGUACAGUAACGAUCAUAGUAUGAAAGUUCAUAACAAUAAUAAUACUAAUAGUAAUAAUAACAAUCAUAACAAUAAUUAUAAAAAUCUUUGGAAUGUAUCCAAUAAUUUAUUAACUGAUAUAAUCAAUCAUUCAUCGUUUCCAUUUACUGAUCCAUUAUUUUGGUCAAAUUCGCUAUUAGUUCAAAACACCAAUUUAGAUGGAAAUUAUUUAGCUACAGCUGCGGCGGCAGCAGCUGCUGCAACCGCGAUGGCCGCUGUGAAUCCAGCGAAUCUAUUGAAAUUAUUACCGGCUGCAAUCCAACUGAACAAUAAUAAUAAUAAUAAUCGUAAUGAUAAUAAUACAUAUCCGUCAACUACUACUACUAUUAGUACUACUACUGCUACUACUGCUGCUACUUCUGGUUUUUAUUCCUCCACUACCUCACCUUUCACAAUGUCCUCCUCCUCCUCCGGUUCAUCAAUAUUUUCAAAUUCACCUAGAUUAUUGAAUCAUGACAAUGGGAAUAAUAUAAGUGAGAAUACAAAUACUACUCAUAAUAAUAAUAGUAGUAGUAAUAAUAAUAAUAGUAUUGAUUUUGAUAUGAAACAUGAUAAACUGACGACGAAUAGACAAGGAAAAUAUUCUACAAGACAUAAAUUGUCAUCAUCACGCACAACAUUGUUUGAGGAUGAUCAAAUGGUCCAGGCCAAUAAUAGUAAUAAUAUUAAUAAUGGUCACUCUACAAGUCCAAAGUUAAAUGAACAGAGAAAUUUGUCAGUUGAUAGAAAUUUCAGCUUAGGAUCAGCAGAAAUCAUGAAACAAACUAACUUCAUUGAUUUUUAUCGUUCAUAUUUGUUGAAUGAUUCAAUCAAUAAUACUACUAAUAAUAAUAAUAUUAAUAAUAGUAAUAAUACAGAUUUCAUUCAAUGUUCCCCACCGCCUGCACAUAUUAGUUCAAUUCAAUAUAGUCCAAUAAUUAAUCAAAUUUUAGACAAACUCACCGAUUCCUCAUUGUUGACUCAUGAAGAUGUGGAUUUUUUUUUAAAAAAUUUAGAAAUUACCAAAACUGCCAUUAAACAAGCACGUUGUCGAUCUAAUUUAAUAUUGAAAAAAAUUGAAAUUUUAGAAAAUCAAAUUCAAUCCACAUCAAUCAAUUCAAAAAUAAUGCCAUUAAAUUUAUCUUGA